AUGAUUGAAGUGUCAGAUGGAAUUGCCAAUGAUGGUACUACAGCACCUGAGGCCAUGGAUAUCCAGUAUGAGUCUGUGGGCACACUCUGUGAUUUCCGAACCCUCUACCAGACAGAGCCCGAUGCAUAUGGCGAAUAUUCAUGGGUCAAUGAACUACCCCUCGACUUGCCUAAGCCCGUCGAGGAUGCAGAGUCGGCACAAUAUGCGCUUCUUGUGAGAAAGAAGAAGUGCUAUGAUGGACGCAGAAGCUUGUCUAUUCAUUCUAUUAUAGUGCAAAGCGAGUAUCUCAAGGAGUUCUUGAAGCAGGCCCUAAAAGAUUACCCUGGUGUCACACCAGCCUUGCAGCGCCUUGAGUUCAAAUCACCUUUCCAUCCUUUUGUUCAUCGAUGGGAAGCAAUUACCAAGUUCCGAGACGAAGAGCAAGAUCCAACAACCAAGGCUCAUGUGGAAUUGUUCUACCGCAUCAUGGACGAGGAGCUCAGAGACGUGAUUGAACGCAAGAAGGACCUGAUUGCCAAAGGGGUCAUCACCCACGAUUUGGCUUGGACAAUUCUGGAACCUCAAGAUGUGGUCCUUUCCUCGAGUGAUGGGCUACGUGCCUAUUCGCUCAUGCACGAAUCAGAAGAUGACCUAUCGGAAACCGAGUAUUUCACAGUCCAAUACGUUGACUUUGACGGAAGCAAAUUCGGUUACGCAUCCAUGGGGUUCGAGAUACCCAAGUUUGCGGGCACGCUACCCAUCACCUCCUUGCCUAUCUACCCACUCAAAUACCAUCCAGAAAAAGAAACCGUCAAAGAUUUAUUGACCGCACGGGGCGAGAAGUGGGAAAAGUACAAGGGGUACCAUUUCAAAUCCUAUGAAAAUGCUUCAACCAGCAAGGACCCCGGAAGUCGGGAUAACAAUUUGAGGGACACCAAACGUUCUGUCAAAAAUCGCGUCAUCAUCGACGCCGAAGGAUACAAGCUUUUGGGGCGCAUGCGUGGGUUCAUUACACUUGAGAGGCAGAUUGGUGGAGAGCUGGACGAUGCUCAGCGCCUCAUUGCAACUCCAAUACUCCAUGGAUAUUCUCUAGAUGACAGACAAUGGGGUUCGUUCCACGUGGAUGGUUUGAAAGACAUUGAGUGGGAUGAGCAGGCCUUCGAUUCACUAGUUCUACCGCGGGAGCAGCGGGGGCUCAAGGAGGUGAUCUUGGCCGUUGCGAAGGCUCACUCCAACAAAGUGGAUGCAUUUGACGAUGUCGUUCGGGGCAAAGGCCGGGGCUUCAUUAUACAGCUCAGUGGUCCUCCCGGGGUCGGAAAGACGCUUACUGCGGAGAGCGUUGCCGAGGUCAUGAAAGUGCCUCUUUAUGUCAUGAGCGCGGGUGAUCUUGGGGUUGACGCUAGAGGAUUCGAAAACAAAUUGACAGACAUCCUGCAGAUGAUUCCUAGGUGGGGUGCUAUUCUAUUGCUUGAUGAGGCUGAUGUCUUUAUGGAAACCCGUGAUUCAGCCGAUCUCGGUCGCAAUGAACUUGUCUCCAUCUUCUUGAGGAUAAUUGAAUACUACGAGGUAGGCUUGAGAUCAUCAACGCCAGAAGAUAUGGGGGAAAUACAACAUACGCAAAAAGGACAUAUUACUGAUCUUCUAUCUUCUCUCCAGGGUAUUCUCUUCUUGACCACCAAUCGUACACAGAAUAUCGAUCCUGCCUUCGGGUCUCGGAUCCACCUUUCUCUCACCUACAAGGAGCUUGAUGUGGAAUCCAGGCGCCAGGUUUGGAUACAGUUCCUAAACCGCUCAUCGAAUAAUGAGGCCUUUACGGACGAGCAACUUAACCAGGUGGCCGAGUUGCAACUGAACGGUCGCCAGAUCAAGAAUGUCAUUAAGACAGCCAGUCUCUUAGCUUGGUCCAAGGAACGUGAGCUUCGAUAUGAAGAUCUAAAGAUGGUGCUUGCUCUGAGAGAUUCGCAAAAUUAA
Penicillium griseofulvum is the source of this 1950-nucleotide messenger RNA. RefSeq names its product ATP-binding protein. Gene Ontology annotation, molecular function: ATP hydrolysis activity; ATP binding. Lineage: Eukaryota; Fungi; Ascomycota; Eurotiomycetes; Eurotiales; Aspergillaceae. The coding region runs from base 1 to 1950 and encodes 649 amino acids. The transcript is spliced from 2 exons. The record is from RefSeq and is a predicted model, not a curated record.